AUGGCAAGCCUUGAUCCUCAACAGGCACCUCUUCGUGGACCCCCGUCCCGUUCUGCGCAACCUCCCAAAUCCAUCCUCAAGAAAUCUUCCGAUACUGCCUCGGCCGAUGGCGGUUCUCUCUUCCCGUCCUCCAAGAAGGAUAAACGCCGCAUCAAGCAUGCCUUGCUUAUUGACCGAGUCACCAAGUCGUCCGCGAAGAAGCCCAAGCGAAGACGGCCAAAUAAAAAGCUGAUCACCACUCUGGAUUCGUUGGUCGAUGCGCUUCCCAGCACCGACGACGCCGGUGCCAGCUACAGCACUGGACUGGCAGCCGGAGACAAACCACAGGACCAGGUCAACAUCAUAAAGCGCAAGAGCAUGAAGUCUCGACCCGGAGCCAUGAAAAGGCGGGAAAAGCUCGACAAGGGCGAAAGAGAUCGCUUCGCCAAGAACAUGGCCCAACUGGCUACCUCGAAAUCCGUGACCGAUGGGGCCAACGGGAAUUCUGGAAUCAAGUCAACUGUACCCUCGGCGAGCGAGAGGCUGGCCGCUCUCAGAGGGUUUAUCGCUCAGACUUUGGAAACAAGGUCGGACUUGAAAAGCACCACAGCGAAAUGA
This is a messenger RNA of Capronia epimyces CBS 606.96, 597 nucleotides long. RefSeq lists its product as uncharacterized. The record is from RefSeq and is a predicted model, not a curated record. The coding region runs from base 1 to 597 and encodes 198 amino acids. Gene Ontology annotation, cellular component: 90S preribosome; nucleolus; preribosome, small subunit precursor. NCBI's taxonomy places the organism in Eukaryota, Fungi, Ascomycota, Eurotiomycetes, Chaetothyriales, Herpotrichiellaceae. Gene Ontology annotation, biological process: maturation of SSU-rRNA from tricistronic rRNA transcript (SSU-rRNA, 5.8S rRNA, LSU-rRNA). The transcript has 2 exons.